AUGCGGCGGGGCCGGGGGCAACAGGGCCGUCAGGGGCCUUCCGUUUCUCAUCCUCACGGUGCGGCCAGUGCCACUGCCGGCCUCCACCACGGCCGCGCCGCACACCCGCCGACGGCGGACGCACACGAGGGGCCGGCAGGCAACAAGUUGGGCGCAGGCUUCGCAACUAGUGGCGACAGUCCGCUGUCUCGGUGCUGGCGAACGGUGAGGUUGGUUUUUGUCUUAGUCUGGCAGGCCGUCUCCUGGAUCUGUCUUCCACUAAGAUGGGUGGCGAGCCUUUCCGCGCGCGGAGUGGGGGUCUGCCCUUCAAGUCCUGACGGGGCGUCCUCGCCCCAACAGGGCUCCAGCACCCCUGAGCACGACGAAGCUCCGGAGGCCCCGGUGGAUGCGGGGGCGGGGCGUCUCUGGGUCCCCUUACUCGGUGCGGUGUGGGAACGGGUAGCUCGAGUAUACAGAUGCGUUGAAGCACUUUGCCAACUGAUUGUUCUUUGCGUCCUCGCCGUCUCGCGCGUCCUCUGUCUGCAGUUCUGCCCGCGCCGCCGGGACUAUCUCUUGCACGCGCAGGGGCUAGCGGCCGUUGCCCAAUUGGCAGCGGCCCGCGAAGAAGACGAGGACUGGAGUCUGAGCAUGGGAUGUCCUGGAACAACGGAUUCCUUCGGUUAUAUGAGUAGUCUGAUCAACACCGCAUUCUUCGCACCGCUCCCGGGUUUCGGACCCACGGCCGGGUGCGCGGCGGUGUCUCCGUUCUCCUCUUCAGCUGCUGCGGGGCUGUGGGCCAGCAUAUGUUCUCUGUGGCCUGAUUUCGACGAAGAGGAGUUCUGUGUCUCGUCGCUCACGCGGCUGGCUGCGCUGUUGACCGCGUGGACGCGGUCGUGCCGGCAGCUGGGGACCUUUCUGGAGUUGUCUUCGGACUUUUCGGGCGCCGAGACCAACUUUUACGGCGCCCAGCGAAACUUGGCCGCUGCCGCCGUUGCGGCAUUCCCCACCGCGGCCUCAGGGGACGCUGCGAGGAGGGGCGGCGCCUCCGGGGCGGGAUGGUGUGGAAGGGGAAGACGAGGGGGGGCGCGGGCUAGUCUCUCGGCUUCGCGUCUGUCUUGGCUUCGCUUGCCUCGACUGCGGGGCCGCGCGCAGACAGAUGAAGAAGAACGCAAAGAGGCUGGAGCAGGGGUCGCCGGUCUCUUUCCCUACCUCCUGUGGUGGCGGUGGUGGCCGGCGGCCGCGGCGGCGGCGAUUCCGCGGAGAACGGGCCGGAAGCCCUCCGACUUGUACUCCGCGCCGUGCUACUUCCCAGGUAUAGGCAGGUGUGUGGACGCGGGGCAUGGCUUCACGAGUAGCAGUUUAGAGGACUACUGGGAGUAUGCUCGCGCACUCGAUUUCGCUGGCAAGUCCGAUUUGAUCCCGUCCAGCCAGUCAGGCGUCCCUGCAGCUGCGCAGUCGCAGCUUUCCAACCUUUCGCCGCAUGCCACCGAGACCCCGUAUACGCGCCCCAUCUUCGCGCCUCUGCUCUUCGAUUCCGACGCUUUCCCCGCCGUCUUCAGUGGAUGGCUGUUCCCCGUGACGGGCAACCCUUCGUUCGCAGCGCUCCCUUUUUUCCGAAUGAUAUGGUGGUCUGCGGCCGUCGCAGCCGCGGGGGGCGGGACGGGGACAGCCUGGCGCCUGGCGGGGCCCAGCAGCGAGGAGGCCGCUCCGGGCUCCGCGGGAGACACGGGUUCGCCGCACAGCGACUGUGCUUUCCCGUGGCUGCGGCGGAGUGGAGGCGCUUCAGUGAGCACGUGGCGGUGUUUGGGCGGGGGCGGCAGACCCGGGGCCGGUGCAGGAGUGGCGGGCGACGCAUGCGCGUCCCAGCGACCGUGCGAGGGCUGCUCCCAGUCGAGCUGCCUCGAAACCACACUCGGUCCCCUCGCUGGUGGAGUUCCGCCGAUUUUUCAAGUUGGCACCGGCCUCGUCUGUUCAGCUCGACACGCGGGGAACGGGGGUGGCUGCAGCCCUCCAGGCUUGACAGGCACAGGCAGUGAUCACGGCCGCCAGCGCGGCGCAGCGGGUGGCAACCGCAGCAGUGGGAAGGGCGCUGGGGGCACCGGCGGCACGGCUCAACAGCAGUCCCGAGCCCAGGGCGGCCAAGCGGCUCAGUCUCAGCGGCACGCUGGUGAGAAAGCAGCAGAAAACAAGGGAAUUGUCCACUGGCUCAGCCGCCCGUGGACGAGGCGGCCCUUCUUGGUGGAUGCUUGUCGCUUCUGUGCCCUUAACUUCCGCAUCGACCUCGAAUCGCCUCCACGCAGCCUGCUCUUGCCACUGUCUCCCUAUUUCCUGCGCCCGAGAAUCGGUGGCUCCUCCGCCGCCCAAGACGGCGGAGGAGCCGCGUGUGGGACCCCGUCGAACAGCGCGAGCACCCAGCGGGGCGCGCACUCGCGGACGAGCAGCUCAACUGUAGAUCGUCCCGGAUUCACGGCGCGUGUCGCGACGCCCGCAGACACGCGUCACGGCUCCACCGGAGAAGCUUGUUUUUUCUACUACGCGAACGCCAUGCGUAGGUGCACCUGUGAUAUUCUCUUGCCCCGCACGCGGGGCAAGGCGGGGUCGGCGCAGACCCUUGGCCCUGAUGGGUUCUUCGUCCCCGUCUCGACUGUGCGAACCGCGUCGCCUUCGGGGGGUUACUACGCGCCGGGAGGCGCGUCGCGAGGCGGAAAGCAGCAGGGAGGCGGGAGGGGCGCGGCCGGGGGCACGCCGGCAGGAAGUCAGGGGGGGGGCGGAGGAUCCAGGGGAACGUCGGCGGCGGAGGCUGCUUUGAAAUUCGCUCAGCAGCAGAAGCACCGCCUCGCGCAUUUGCCCGUUCACCUGCAUGCCGCCCACUGCGUCCUCGGGCUCGCCGGCGUUCCCGCCAUCGCCGCGGCGGUCGACGAAGCGUACUGCCGGCAGCUAGUGCUGGUGGGCGAUCCGUUCGGCUCUGCCGGAGUGCGCGGCGAGGGCAGCGGAGGCGCGAGACACAAGAAGGAGUGGAGCAAGGGAGAAGACGGUACGCCCGCAGGCCGGUCGGGAGACGACGACUCUGAACAGGAGGCUUCGGAUCUCCUGAAGGGUUCCUUCUCGGAGCUUUGCGCGGGGAACAGUUGGAGACGAGAAUACGUUUUUCGGCGAAGCGAAGAGGCGCGCGAGGAGCCCGCAGGCGGUAGCGGCGGUCCCCGCCAACUCGUGCAGCCCGCCCCCGAUGACUUCUGCGACCUGUUGGGCGUGCUGCACCGCGCGCGAACAGCGAUUCAGCUGUUCCUGGCUCUCAACGGCGCCGCGGAGGCCUGCGGAAGUGUGGGUGGUGUCUCGCCAGGCGCCGGGCUCAGCGGCAGGGAAGACGGGGGCGCUAAAUCGCCGUCUGCUGAGGUUGUCGAAAGCAAGGGACUUGCUGCCCAGGAAGGGGCGGACGGCUCAUCGCAGGGAGAAUGCUGUGGCCUCAAAGCGAAACCCUACACAGACAACGCCUACGCAGACCUCUGGUCGUCUCGCUUGUUCGUUCCGGGCCCGUCCGCAGCGUCUUUUUCAUCCCGAGACGCUCGUGGGUCGUCGGCGAGCGCGGCGCUCUGCGGCGCAGAAGACGCCGAGAAGAGCUUCGCCUCAGGCGCGCUGUCUGCCAAGACAGAAGGGGGGGAAGUGAACGCGGCACUCGCGCCCUUUUCUGGAAGCGCGCUGACGGUGGCGUAUCUUCGAAGAAGACGGGAGGACGCGCAGCUGCUGGUGCAGGCCUUCCUGCUCGCCUUCUGUCUUGCGCGACUUCGCCUCCUCGCCGCCGUGAAGCGGUUCGUGACCAGCGGGGAAGGGGCGUGCUCCCACGCGCAGCAGCGGCAGCUCUGUCGGAUGCUGGACGAGAGCGCGGCCUGGAUUCGCGCUGGCGGCGGCGGUGGCCAGCUGGCGAAGUCGCCCUUGCACCCGGCUGAGGACUCUGCGAAGGUGAAGGCGCCUGACACGCUUCCGCGGAAUCUGGAGUUCGACUUCUCGCCGCACCCAGUCGCCAUCGCAGUUCGCGAGCGAUUCUCGCUGCUGCUUCGUCUUCUCCUCAUCGACGAGGGCGCCGCCGAUGUUUUCGCGAACUGGAGAGGCCGCGUGCCGCCCGCAGAGGGUCUCGCAGAGCGCCUCGAUGACGUCUCGAGAAGUCGCUUCGAGAUGAUGCGACAGCCAUGGAUCUUCGACCGUGGAUACUCGGUGCUGGCGGAUCUGGGAAAUGGCUCAACUGUUUUGCACUUUGCCGCGCACUUUGGCUGCUUGGAGGCGCUUGAGAUCGUCGCGUGCGAAGUCGCGCCGACCUCUUGGUGGCGGUGCAUGAUCCGGCGCAACCUCGGGGGCCAGACGCCUCUCGACGUGGCGCUCGCCGCGCACGCUCCAAACAGUGACGUCGUCCAGGCUUUCACACACGCCUUCGAGCGUGCCAAAGAGAUGGAAAGCUACACGUCGUAUAUCAGCCGGCGGAACCUGCGUCUCAUUCCCAUCAUCAAGGCAGCCGUGUUUCUGCUCGUCGCGGCUCUGAUGCCUGCGCGCGUCCUUUUCCUCCCCUUCGUCUUCUCACUUUUCGGCGACGGGCCCUCGGACGAGGUGGCGCUGCGAUGCGCCAUGCUGGGACUCCUCUUCCUGGCGGAGUUCGUGCUGCGCCAGACCGGAUGCGGUGAAAAGUGUUUUUCGCUCUAUGCUGGACUCGCGGUAGGCACUGCGUUUUCGUUGGUGCAGAUCGUGUCCGACCUCCACCACGACAUCUUCGUCGAGCAAUUGUAUGGCGAGUCGGCGGUUCGCAUCAUGCUUCUGGUCAUUUUCUUCCACUACGCCGCCACGCCUUCCUCGGUUGCGCGCGUUGGAGAGGCUGGACCCGAAAUAUUGGCCUUUUUCUGGCGCUUGCUGCGUCGGGCGGCGAAUGCCUGCGGCUGCGGUCGCGUUCUGCCUUUCUUGCGGCGCAAACUCGCGUUGCGGCAGCCGAAUGCGCGUGAACGCGCGAAGGAAGCCCAGCCUUCGAACUCCUCUGAGCCGGGCGCGCCUUGGCACGGUCGGAGCGGCAGGCGCCGCGGCAGCCAGCAGCCAGGGGCGCAGGUCUCUGGAGGCGGCCCGAAGCGCGCGAGCGCGGCGCCGGAAGGCGGCGGGGACAGGCGCGGAGGAGGCGUCCACGUCGGCGGAAAAGACAGCGGCGACGUAGGCCGCAGCGAGGACGAGAGAGACUGUUUUUCCAAGGUGAAGCGCGACGUUGCACGCCUUGUGCCUGCCAGUUGCAGGCAGCUCAACUCAGGAUGGAUGGGUCUCCAGCACUGCUGCGAUCUUCGUUUCCUGUUCCGCGUGAUUGGCCGUGCCUUCCUGUUGAUGGGUUUGGCCUCGUCGAUGAUUUCUGGGUGGUGGCUGGUGACCGACGACUUUGCGUACGCACUGUUCGCGCUGAAUUCUCCCGACGGGGGCCCGCUGUACGGGGCUCCCCACGCGCCCGUUGAGAUGGAGCGCGAGCCUUCCGGCGCCGCGUACCGACCGAGCGAGCCGCGCCCGGCGGCGGCGGGCUGCGCGGGGGGCCCUCAGUUUCGCGGGGACGCAGAGAUCGCCGGCAGCUAUGCCAACCUCGCGGCGCGCACUGGCGGCGCGAGAGUCUCGGGGGAAGGCGCGACGGGGGGGGGGAGUUCGUAUCCGCACGCGGACUGGAUCGGCGGAGACGCAGACGGCGUUUCGAGCGAAGAAGAAGCCGCGGUGUUCGACGAUUUUUUCGACUCUGAAGAAGAGGGAGAUUUUGACUUCCUGCCUCCACAGUCCCUCGAACUCUGCCACAUCUCCGCUUUCUACCCGCCUUCGCUCUUGCUGUCCCUCCGAGACGCCGCCCGCGGGGCAUCCAAGAAGGUGCCGGCGGCCGCGCGAGACAGUGGCGACGCCAUCACGCUUCUGUCCAUGCUGGAAAGGUACCCCUUUCUCCCAGAGACGGUCUUUCUCGCGGAGGCCGCCCGGGAGCAAGCCCUCGAAGAGCAGACACACGGCGAAACGUGGUGCGCGUGGAAGGCGGAGCAGCGAACGACCUUCGAAGCGCAGAAGGCGCGGGGGCGGACAGCGCCCCCCGGCUUGGGCCUGGGGGGCUGGCGCGCCCCGUGCGGCACGCGAGGAGCUCAAGAUAGCGGCGGCGAGGCCGGCGAGGCGAGCCAGAUGGCGAGCGUUGAGGCGGCGUUGCAGGCGGUGGAGGCAGGUCGAGGCGCAGGUUUGGAGCAGGACCUACGCCAGAGAGAAAGCGAUCUGCUGAGGGAGCUCGAGCGGCGGUCGUCGGGCGAGAUGGGCAGCGCGUCUGCAGCGCUUGGAGAGGACGUCGAGGGCGAGAGGCGCGCGAGGAGAGAGACGCUCGCGGGGGCUGGGGAAGCUUGGUCCUCUCCAUUCCCGGGUGCGUCUCUCUUCGCUUCAUCGUCUACCGGAAGCAAAGGUCGCGCGGAUGGGUGGCAGCCUAUGCUGUCAGAGGCAGACGAGGCUGGGCCGCGGGGCGAGAAGGCGACGGCGGAGGGCGGCGCCAGCGCGUCUUCGCGGCUCAAGCCUGAUGAGGCGACGCUCUCCGCGCGCCAGCCGGUUUGCCGGGGCGGCCGAUGCCGCGCGCUGCGCUUUGCGCCGAGUGAUGCCGCGUAUGGCAGCCUGCGCCAGCAGGAAGCAGAUGAACGCGCUGACCAGCUCUGCCGCUGGCAGGUGGACGAGGCCGCGACAGCUCAAGCCGUCGGAGACCCGGCUGGACUCGACGCGGCAGGCGGCGAUCGGGUCCCGCCCUCGCUCCAGGUCAUGGGCUACUGCAUCAAGAGACUGGAAAACAAACUCAGGAAACAGAUGGGUCUUCCUGCAGUCGACGACGAAAGUUUCUACCACGCCUUCCGGAGCCGGCUGGCCGUCGCGCUGCUCGAGCCUGACGCGCUGGAAGCCUCUGAGGAGGAAUUCACUCGAGGUGUGUUGCCCUUUGUCCGCCUCGGCUGCACUGAGUUCGACGACGUCACAGGAACCUGUCUGGCCCGCGACGUCGAUGCCCAGCGCCGCCGGCAGCGGCAAGCGAUGCACUGUCUGCGGCGCGUUCGCACUUGGCACCUGCAGCACGGGAUGACGCUGGAGCAACGCCAGCGCGAAGAAGCUCGGCGGAAAGAGACGUGCGGCGCGUCCUCGUUCAGUGGAGGAGACAGGGAGACGCGGCCGCAAGUCGGCUCUGACGGUCAAGCGGCUUCUCUGUUCGCGGGUUUGUCGCUCGACCUCCCCAUUGCCGGCGGACGGCCGCUCCCGGGCCAUCCGCCACCCAAGCCGAACUUUGCAGUUGUGAGUGGAUACAACUACUAUCAGCUGUACCGCCCUCACCCGUCGUUCGCCUUCGCGGCGCCGGGCGCGUCGCCGCCUUCGCCCAAAGAGGCCAUGCGUCUCCUGCAACGCCAGAAGAAAGCGACGGCGCUUCUCUCCCCGCCGAGGUGGUCCCUGGGGCUCCGCCGCUUCUCAGCGGCGAAGGGCACGGCCGCCUCGUCCCUCGCCUCCGACACCGAGGCGUCGACGCCCCCCCCGUCGGGGGCACCCAUCACGGCGGCGCUCGACGCAGCCGCCACCGCCGGCGCGGUGGUCGCGGCCCUGUGCUCUUUCAUGGACGUUGACAACUCGGACGCUCUGGACGGGCGGGUAGAGCCACCCCCGUGCCCCCGACGCGCAGGACAGAUUUUGAGGGUUCAGCGAGUUCGCGAGGGCUUGCGGUGCUACCGCCAGCUCGUGCUCCGGUUUCUAGAAAAGCGGCAGCGACGCGAACGCGCCGCACCUUUUCCUGCAACAGCCCGCUUCGCGGUGGAUCCCACCGGGGGCGCCCUCGACGGAGGCCUCACUGGAGCCCAGAGCGAGGGCAGAGGACAGGUGGCGGGCGUGGGGGACAGCGGGAGUACGCAAGACGAAAUCGGCGGCGGUGGUGGCGGCCAGGGCCUGCCCGCGAAAGAUGACGAAGAGUCGGAGGAACUGCUGCUCGAGGGCCUCCUUGCGAUGCAGCGGCGCGGCAUUCUGCGCGAAGUCCAAAAGCUGCUUCGCGACGGCUUCACGGGAGCGCGCUCCGGCCGCGGGCGGCGAGCAGGGGGAUCUGCGUAUUCAGCGAGUCCCGCUGGCGCCCAGAGCGAACUCGGCGGCGCCUUUUUUCGAGGGUCGCGAGGCCCCGCCAACGCGGGUUCCCGCCCUGCCCGCGUCUCACCCCACCCCUCUCAGACCAGCACCGCCGUAGCCAAGGCGCCACGCGUGGCUGCGGGCGCGGGGAGAGACGUCGCGCGCGGGGCGGAGGGGGGCGACGCGGAGCGGAGCAACGGGCGAGGCCGCAGCGGGUACGGGCGAGAGAACUAUUCCUCGUACCAGCGAGAGGGCGCGGGCUCGCCUCCGCACGGGAAGAAGGAGCACUUCCGGCGGUACAGCUGGCUCUUUAUUCUCUCGGGCUUCUUGGUCGGCGUUGGCGGAACGACGGCCGCGUGGCUGCUCUACCAGUGCUGGGCGGAGCAUUGCGCAGAGUGGUACUCGCAGCAGCUUCAGGAGGAAGAAGACGUCCUUCGGUCUCACUCGCAAGAGGCUCACAGGAAAGGCCACGUCUCUCAGAGCGCGUCCUCGGGCGCCUUCCCCAGCAAGGGCAGCGGUCGCCCAGGUGGCGGCGCCAAGAAGACCGCCGGUUCCGCCAGCGACGCUCGAGGAGUGAGCCAGCAGCAGGCUGGCGGCCAAAAAAAGCCGCAGGCACCCGCAGGGGCCGGCAGGGGCGUCUACGGGACCGCGGCCAGCGGCGCAGUCACUCCGCGCGUCUUCUCCCUCGCGGGCGCCGAGAAACGGCCGGUGAACACCGCAGGAGCUGCCGGGUCGAUCGAGAUGCAGCGGCCCCCGGUUGCAGCUCAAGGGGAAAGCACGCAGGCGGCGGAGGGCAGGGCGAGCGCAGGGACCUUGCUCGCUGGCAAACAGAGUCCGCCGCAGCCAGACGCUCCGACGGAAACUGGACACAGAGACGCAGCGAGGGACCGCGAGAGAGGCGGCCAAGCGAGCGGGGGCGGGAAGACCUUCCUAGGGAAGGCGGAGGAAAAACAUGCCGAGACGGCAGCACACAGCUCGGAGCGUGACGCUGCCGCGAAGAAGCUCUCCCUGCCUGCUGCGAAACAGCAGGAAGACGAGGAGCUCAGUCGUGCCCAGUCGUCUGAGGAGCUUUGCGACGGGACAGAGGAGUCGCGGCGGGAGUCCUCGUGUGACGCGGCUGCCGCAGCGCCUGCGCUCCCGAAGGGGACCCUGGCGGCGGCGAGCACGCGAAACAGCGGCCGCAGCACGUGCCGGGGGACGAGCUCAGAGAGCAGCAGUGAUGGUCAGGCCGCGCCGUCCGACGACCGCAGGGCGAGGCGAGGCGCGAGACUCGAUGCGACGGCGGAGGGCGCGAGCGAUAGAGAGGCGGACGAGCCACCAGCGGCGGCGCUUGCAGAGACUGCGAAGGACGACGACUGGGAGUUUGUGGUCGUUGGCAAAGUCAGGAGACAUGAGAAAAAGGUCAGGGCGGGCGCCGCGGCUGGGGGCGUAGGGGCCGCGGGUGAAGCUGCUCCCCCGGCCUCCGCGGCGGCGACACCGAGUCGAGAGAAGCAGGCAGCUGGUCGUACAGAUGCCGGGAACGCGCAGGGAAGCAAGGUGACGGUGCCGCGUCAGCAAGCCCAGGCUCGAGCUGCUCCAGCUGGUUCCGCGCUGGCGACGGCGAAAAGCGCCUUGCCGAGGAAGGCAACGACCGUAGGUUUGUCGUCCUGCUCAGGCGGGAAGAAGGAAGCCAGCGCGGCGAAGGCCUCUGCGACGCCGCUGCGAAAGCGGACCUCCAUAUCGUCAGACAGUCAGGAGUGUCUUCCGGGGGGCAGUGCGUUUUCGUCGACCGUGGUGGGCGCCGGAAGCGCGAGCGCAGGCCGUCGCGCGCCGAAGGCCAUGGCGUGGGGCGCUGCCGACCGCGGCGGGGACCAGAACCCGCGAGGGACAGGACGUGCGGCAGCGGGGGGAGACCCGACUCCGGCGUGGCCGCAGCGACCGCCGUCAGGCGCGCCUUCGUCCGCCGCGUCUGAGGAGGGGGGCGGGUCGCCGGAGCGUGCGACAGCGGCGCGCGCGGGUGGAGCGACUGGACAAGAGGCUUCUGCGGCAGGCUCCGCGCGCGAUUCGCUGACGAGUGCGGCCUCGACGUCCACUGUAGCCAGCGCGGACGAGUGUGAGCAGGUGCGGCAGCUGCGGCAGCUCCUGGCGGCGCUUCAGGCGCUGGACGCGCCGUACGACUUGCGGCGGGGGCAGCUGCCGGACUGGGCUUUGGACUGCCUCGACGAAGCACAGGCGACGCAGCUGCGAGAGCACCACGGGUGGAAGGUGGUCAGGCAGCGCAGCGGAGGCCAGGACCAGCGGGUGCUGAUCGUCCCUGAAGGGGUCGCCCAGCGCGUCCUCCAGCAGGAGGCAGACCCGAGAGCCGCGUCCUCAGCCGCCGAGGGCGAACGCAGCACGGCGUCCUCAGCCGCCGUCGCCAGUCGUCGCCCGGGAAGCCAGGCAGCAGAGCGAGGCACGAGCGCGAAGGCGAAGAGCGGAAACACGUCCACCAGCGCACGAGGUGCCGGCGCCCCCGUAGCCCGUGCCAGCGGGGGCGCACCAACCGCGACGGCGACCGCGGGGGCGAGCGGGGUCCGGCAGGGCUCGGUUGCACUCGCCACGGGCUCUCAGGCGACGGGUGAUGGCGCGGCGGCAGCCACGCAGCCGUCCGGCCGGCGGGUCGCAGAGAAAGCAAGCUCGACGACGAUUGGGGCAGGGAAGGUGACGGAAGGCCGGGCGACGGCUCAUGCGGGGCGGGACGCUCGCGGCGGCGGCGGGGAUCGAGGAGAGGAGGAGGCCGGAGCGAGGAAAGGGGGCGCGGAGCUCGCUGGUCGCCGAGGCAGAAGAAGCUCGGCAGUCAGCGCCGCCUCUCAGGACCAGAGCGCCAAAUCAGGGGACGGAGAGGCCCAAGGCAGCCGGAAGGAUGGCCCGAGUGGUGAAGGCCCCCUGCGUCGUGAAGAGCGUCACCCUCGAUUGGCGGGGUCAUGGGGCAGUGUGGAAAAGAUCUUCAAGGGAGCGGAGAAGGAGCGGAAGAUACAGAGAACUGAAAAGGACGACUCAAGAGCCGUGAGUCACGCUAACUCACGGGCCGACGCAGAAAAAGAGCUCCAACAGAAACCUCCCAAAGAGAUCGACGACGGCGAAAGACGGGACACCCCAAGCGGCCAUCCGCCUGCGGGCCAGCACCUGCCUGCCAACGUGACUAGCGACGACAUGAGCAGAAUUCCUUCGGGUCUUCUUCGCCUACUUCUCCCCCACCUUGCGGAGGCGGACUCAGAUGUCUCGAGCACACUCUCCCAGCUUGCUGGGGCCGGCGACAGGGCGGUAGUCCCUGCGCACGACGCUCUGCGUGGCGACCACUUACUGGGACUCCAGGUUUCUCGCAUGCACCCGGGGGCCUCUCGCGAGUUGUCAGACACGCGUGCUGAACUUGCGGCCGACGCGGCGAGCAACGCCCGUCAAUCCGCGCUGAGUGCAGCGUUCGCGCCCCAUGACGAACGCCACCGUAUCUCUCACUCCCUUUUCCCGCUCGCCGCUGCGCAAGAGGCGUCAGCUCGUGACAGACUUCUGCGUUCUGUCGGCGACGAUCUGAAACACGCACACGAACUGCUGGCCGCAGCGCUCCUACAACAGUCUCACAGCAGUGUAGACGGUGCCCACCGCGGCUGGCUGCCAUUUGCCUCCUCCGCGACGGCCGCGUCGAUGUCGAGCCCGACAGCAGUUGGAGGGCCGUCUGUCUCUUUGGCGCCGUCUUCGGGGAUGAGUCGAGCCGAGCGGCACGCGCGCGACGCCGAAGAGGCGACGGCAAGAAGCCGCGCUGCUGCUACCCUUCCAGCGACUGCCAUAGCCGGGCCCCCAGGCCUGUGGGCUCCGCCUGGACGUGGCGCCGGUCUUCGGGACGAGCUCUCGAGAGGCGAGUUUCGCCGUAGACCCGCGGACGCGGGCGACCCAGCCUCGGCGGCAGUCGCGGCGUUGACCGCAGCGGCUGCUGCAGUGGAGCGCAUUCGGUCUUCCCAGACAGCAGAAGCGUCCGUGAAGGCCUCAGGGGCGGGGCAUCGAGGAGGCGACGGGUCGGCGGCGGCGUUUGCGGGCUUGGGGAGCCCCGCAGGCGACCCGGGCUCCCGCUGGUUGGAGUUCCCGAGCGGCGGCGAGAUCGACCGUAACCGAGUGGUGAUUGCUGCAGCGGCGGCUGCGGCGGCGGCAGCAGCUGGAGGCGGGCCUGCGGAGAUGCUGGCGGCCGCGCAGCGCAGCGUCACGGCGGCUGGCGCGGACGCGGGCCGAGGCGCCGACGCAACACUCCCAGACCUCGGGGGGUUGAGCCCCCUUUGCGGUGCGCGCGAAAAAGACUGGGGAGAGACGACCGCGCGGGGGUCGCUUCACAGCUUCAGCGGGGCGACGGCGGAGACCUCUUUCGCAGGUGACCGAGACGACUUUCGCGACGACGUGGCGGGCCUCGGGUCCCUGUGGCACUCCGGCAGGACGGACAGCAGCAGGCGCCUUAACCGCUCCAGCACAGACAUGCUCGCAUCGCAAGACGAGGUGGCAUCGCCGACCGCGGGAGCGCAUCGCUUCGGCGCCAUUGGUCGGCGCUUGACGCGGACCAGUGAAGAUCUGCAGGCGCUGCAGGGCGAGGGGGGAGCGACGACGGCGAGUGCAAGUCGCGUGGGCGACUCUGAGCAGGGCAGAGUGGCCUCCACGUCGUCCGCGAUCAGUGCACUCUUCGGCGGAGGCACCGCCCGUGAAGGCGCGUCGUCCGAAGCGAGCCUGGCGGCCGCAGUGGCGGCGCUGGGGGCGCGCUCGGGAGGCGACGCGAGCGCCCGCGUCGAAGAUGCCUUCGGCAGACCCGCCGCCGCGGCGGCGGUCCAGGACUGUUCGCGGCUGGGGAUCGUCAGCCGCAGCGGGCGUGGCAUGAGCGCCCACCAAGACGCCGAGUGCAGUUUGAACCUCUUGGCGGCGGAGCUCGACGCGGCGGGCUUGUUUCGACGGCGAGUCCGCCAGCAUGAAGCGGACGACGCCUUCUCGCCGGGGAUGCAGCGGCGGAAGACGCUCACGCCCCAGCAAGAGCAACUGCUGCUUCAGUUCAAGGCUGAGCGCGUGGCCGCCCUAGGGGCGCCUCCAGGCCUCGAGCCGCGACAGCCGCGGGAUUGCGUCUCUCUCCUGUCGAGGAGCACUCACGCCGUGCCGGCUGCUGAGGGAGGCUUUGGUGGCGCCGCAGGCAGCCCGGCCGUCUCCGCUCGGGAGUUCGAUCAAGGCGUCGGCGCAGUCCUCAGCUGGGCUGAGUCGGUCUUGGAGGACGACGGGGGAGACAGUGUGCCGACACGCGAGAGCUUCGUCGGGGCGCUGAGGCACGACAGAAACUACGAAGCGGCGGCGCAUCAAAGCGCGACAGCACUGCACGAGGAAGCACUGACGGGGUCUGCGGCGAGCUCCCCAGCCGCGCGGCGAGCAGGCGAGCGAGCGUCGUUUUCGUCGGCGUCUCUCGUCGUGGAGUCAAAGCAGGAGUGUCGCUCGUGUUCCUUCGGGUCCUCUCAUGCGAGCAGCAGUGAGGACUGCUGCGGCGUGUCCGCGAUGUCUCCCAGAGGCAGGAGCGAACAGUUUUCGCACGAAAUAGGAAGUGCAGCGACGAAGGACGGGGUCUGCCUGCUGUGCCGCAUGGCACCCCCUGCGUGCGUGCUCCAGCCGUGCGGCCAUCGAGUCGUGUGCGGUUCCUGCGCGUCCAUGUUGUACUCCGAGCCUCUCCCCGAAGGAGGCGCGUCGUACAGAGGCGUUGUACGAAGGGCAUUCGGGGUUGUUUGCAUGCACUGUCUCGACGAAGUGUCUCACAUUUGUUUCCAGUGA
Molecule: messenger RNA, 13878 nt
Organism: Besnoitia besnoiti
Lineage: Eukaryota; Apicomplexa; Conoidasida; Eucoccidiorida; Sarcocystidae
Exons: 11
Coding region: 1-13878 (4625 amino acids)
Source: RefSeq, a predicted model, not a curated record